AUGGCCACUCAAGCAACUUCCUCCUCUCCCUCUUCAGCUUCUUCAUCUUCUUCUUCUUCUUCUUCUUGCCCUCAAUGGAAAUAUGAUGUGUUCCUUAGUUUUUGCGGUGUAGACACUCGCAAGAAUUUCACAGAUCAUCUCUAUACUGCUUUGAAACAAAAGGGUAUUAUCACCUUUAAAGAUGAUGCGAAACUUGAGCGAGGAAAGUAUAUUUCUUCAGAACUCUUAAAAGCAAUAGAGGAAUCCAACAAAAUUGUUAAAUGCAAGAAGGAGACUGGAGUGACAGUUUUGCCUGUCUUUUAUCGUGUGGAUCCCUCUGAUGUAAGGAACCAAAAUGGCAUUCUUGCUAAAACCUUUGCUAAACAUGAGAAAGAUACUAGGAUUAACACAGAAGAUGUGCAAGCGUGGAAAGCUGCUUUGAAAGACGUGGGUGAUAUAUCUGGAUGGCAUUUGCAUGAUAGGUAA
Messenger RNA from Quercus lobata, 465 nucleotides. RefSeq names its product TMV resistance protein N-like. Gene Ontology annotation, biological process: signal transduction. NCBI's taxonomy places the organism in Eukaryota, Viridiplantae, Streptophyta, Magnoliopsida, Fagales, Fagaceae. The record is from RefSeq and is a predicted model, not a curated record. The coding region runs from base 1 to 465 and encodes 154 amino acids. The transcript is spliced from 2 exons.